GUCGUGUGCGUGACGUAGUUGGCGCAUGCGCGCUGAGGAGUGUGUUGCUGCUCGAGACUCUUCAUCAUCCCCGCAGGGAAUCUCUGUCUGUCUGAUGUGGUCUAGAAGAGCGCAGUGAUGUCAGGAAAUAAAGCGGUGGAGCUGCAGAUACAGAUGCGACAGAACGCAGAAGAUCUGCAGAACUUCAUGAAGGAGCUGAACAACUAGGAGGGAGAAAUCAAGAAGAAAGACCAGCAGCUCCGCGCCAGAAACGUCAGCGAACCGCCGAAGACUCUCCCGCCGGUGAGGAACAAAGAUUAUAAGACGACGAAAAAGAGCGUGAAGCACCAGACUAACGGUCUGAAAGAGCAAAAGGAGACGCAGCGCAUAAAAUCCUACGAUUAUCAGGCCUGGGACAAAUUUGAUGUGGAUAAGUCUCUGGAGGCCAUGGACGCGGAGGAGAGCCCGGUCCACUCCAACGAAUCCUACUCUGAAGGGCUUCAGGUGGACAGAGAUCUGGCGCUGACCGAGAAAGAGAAGGGGAACGCUUACUUUAAAGAAGGCGAGUACGAGGCGGCGGUGGAGUGUUACUCGAGAGGAAUGCAGGCGGAUGGGACGAAUGCACUGCUGCCUGCUAACAGAGCCAUGGCUUACCUCAGACUCCACAGGUUCAGCGAGGCGGAGCAGGACUGUAGCGCAGCUCUCGCUCUCGACGCCUCGUACGCCAAAGCCUUCGCCAGACGAGCCACGGCCAGAGCCGCUCGAGGCAGGACCAGAGAGGCCAAAGAAGAUUUCGAGCAGGUUCUGAAGCUUGAGCCGGGAAACAAACAGGCCUUGAGUGAGAUCGAGAAACUCUCAGCGGAGAUGAGGAGCAGCGGUCUUCUGGCUCCAGAGGACAACAAACAGAGGAGAAGCAUCCAGUCCAUCAACAAACCUGAAGAUCUCAGAUCCGCCAAACCCUUGAGAAGGCUUGACAUCCAGGAGGUGGGUGCAGAGAUCUCACCGUCCACGUCUUCACCGCAUCCCAAGAUCCAGAAGAUAGAUGAGAUCUCAGACGCUCCUGUAUCCAGGGCUUGUGUAGAUGCAUCUGCAGAUCCUGAAUCGAUUCCUCCUCCACCCAGCAACGCUUUCCAGCUGGAGGCCGACCUCAGGAAGACCAGCCGUCACCCACAAUCCACUUACAGAUAUCUGAAGCAAAUCAGUCCAGACGCUUAUCUGAAGAUCUUCCAGAACUCUCUGGAGCCUGAUGUUCUCAACCACAUCCUCAAGACCUUCCACAGCUUCUUUCAACGUGAAGAUGCACCUCUUCUGCUGGCCGUCCUGAGGAGCCUGGCGAGCGUGAGGAGGUUUGACAUGACCGUCAUGUUCAUGUCGUCCGCCGAGAAGAAACUCUUACAGGAGCUGUUUGACUGGAUUCACAGCGCCGGUCUGGGAGACGCUUCUGUUCAAGACUUGCAGAAGAAAUACGGCCUUUGACCUCUACAGAAAUCUCUCCGGAUUAGAUUUACGAUCAGACUGACACCUCACUGUCUGGCUUCGCUGUGAAUGAAUCCGAUGCUCCGAUUCCUCCGAACGGACGUUUGAAUGGGUUUAUGUGGUUCCUGUGCAGAGGAGCAGAAUUUCAUACGAUACUAUUAUGAGUCCAUCUGAAACGUUCACUGUCGGUUCACGUGUUUUUCUUCUGUUUCUGUAGUUCUGAAUGCUGCAGUAUUAAAGUCAACAUGAAAUCCAAAGGGACUCCAGACUCCAAUCCUA
Messenger RNA from Sinocyclocheilus grahami, 1734 nucleotides. Its product is annotated as RNA polymerase II-associated protein 3-like. The transcript has 13 exons. NCBI's taxonomy places the organism in Eukaryota, Metazoa, Chordata, Actinopteri, Cypriniformes, Cyprinidae. Gene Ontology annotation, cellular component: protein folding chaperone complex. The record is from RefSeq and is a predicted model, not a curated record. Gene Ontology annotation, molecular function: protein binding.